This is a messenger RNA of Chara braunii, 2730 nucleotides long. Lineage: Eukaryota; Viridiplantae; Streptophyta; Charophyceae; Charales; Characeae. The record is from the annotation of a GenBank genome assembly.
GGCGUCACCAGUCGUCCCACGCACGCCUGCUGUUUGCCGCCGUCUAGGUAGACAUUACGUUGUCGUGCAUUGUCGUCGUUAGUUGCCCUUGCGAGAACGGUUGUGUUACAUGGCCGACGUGCUCCGCAAGCUGCCGCUGGUCCUCCUCGUCGUGAUUCUGCUUCUCGUUGUCGUCUUUGUUCAGGUGUGCAUAUUGGGGAGGUUGCCUUCACGUACUCGCAGGAAACGAGGGGUGAGGAAGAGCGUGGCCAUGGACGGGCGGCGGCCGAAUCUUGCCACGUUGUCGGACACUUAUCCCAGCCUCCGGCCUGCGAUCUGCACCGGUGUAGACAGAAGGGCAGCAGGUCCGUCGCCGUACGAAGGACUCCCGCCUCACAUGCAGCCUCUGCCCUAUUCGGACGACGGGGAGGCGGACGUGGACGUGUCCAACACAGUUCCGCUGGGUAGCGGGUCGACCCAGGAAUGGACGGGUAGCCAGUUGUAUGAUCGGCGCGGAGCGAAGUACAGGCAGUUGUUCACUUCCCUCCUCCACGAAGGUGCCCAGGACGAGGAAUGCCUCCCCCCUGUGGAUCUCACAUUUGUCCUGCGGAGCGGGAGCCCAUCUUCUGCCACGCGCACUGUGCUCGUGAACCCUCAUCCCAACGACGACGCGGGGCAGGUGACAUUGGUCGGCAGGGGCACGACGGGUGGUUCUGCGCCUCAGGAGACGUCGGAGAAGACGAGGGAGCGGCCUCGAGUGCAGGCGACUUGUGGCCCGUCAAUUCCACGCACCACCGGUGGUCGCCCUGAGUGGAUGAACCCCCCUCCUGCGUUCUCCAGGGGCCGCGACACCGUUCCUCGUCCCGAGGAACGGGGUGUGACUGAGGAAGACUUCCCUUUCGAGGGCGCGCAUGGAGAUGGCAGGCGGGUAUGGAAGGAGUCGAGGCAGGAGUUGCGGCGGCAGCAAGAAGCCACACUAUCAGCCCGAGCAAUAUUGCAGAUACCGGUGGCGCAGGAGGUGUGCAACUCCCAUCUGCAUAGUCGGCGACUCCGGAAUCUGUGGGGGACGGGGAUGCCGCUGGAGAUGGCAACGACGAAGACGACAACUCAUCGCGUGGGGGCUCACAGACGACUAGAAGUCCGGCCGGUUUCGGGAAGAGGAAAAACCCGUGUGGUUGUCGUGUCUUCGUCAUCGCCAUCAUCGUUGUCUGUCUUCUCGACGAUGACGGAUACUCGCAACUCUGGCAAGGGGAAAAGGGGGAGGGAUUCCCUGAAAACGGAAGCUGCCGGCGUCGUGAAGCGGGGGAGGCAUCAGGCGAAGAAGCCCAAGGCAUCAAGCGGCGGUGCUCUGGUGAUCGGGAGGUCCGCGGGGGAAGAGUGGGUUACCGAGGCCACCAGCGGAGAGGACGACGAUUUCGAAUCGGAGGCGGACACGCAGAGGCGAUCUGGAAACCUGGCGGCUCUGGAGGCGAAAGCGAAACUGUGGGUGGACGAUCUGCGUUUCUGGAACGAGACGGAGGGGCAUGGGAUGUUCAAGAUCAUCCAGGAGACGCGCCUGCACCUCAUCGCCAUCGCGAAGGGUGUGAAACCGUCGGAGAUCAGAAAAAGCAUUGUCAUCCCGAACGCCACGAUCCCUCAGCAGAAGCUGGAAGACKYRUCGGAGUUGGGGGCCGCSAAGGAGAGGGCUUCGAGGGUGCAGACCAUAGCGUUACGCAUCAUCCAUGGGUGGAUCUUCAAGUCCCCCAAUCGCGCGCGYGGGUACCACUGCUCCUACGGCUAUGUGCUGAACCACGUCGCCACAGACCUCGCCCGCGCCAUCUGGUUUGGAGAGGACUGGCGGGUAUGUGUGAGUCCGGCGGUCGUCCAUAACACUUUGGAGCUUCAUAUGAAGCUCCCCAUCUGGUACGUAGGUGGCGUCAUACACGACAGGCACGAGGACGACGAGAUGGCGUCGUAUCAGGAGUCCACAACGCAGCGUCUGGUGGGAGCUUUCACGAAUGCUGUUGACAUGGGGGAGGGGGUAGACGGCGGGCGGAUAUCGUACGAGAGGCUGAGGAACGUGGCAGACUGCAUGCGCCUCUUGCUGUCUGCCGCCAUGUGGAUCAUGAGGAUGGCAGGAGAUAAUCUCCGUUCGCAUUAUGAGGCAUCCCAUCUCGUGGAGCUCAUUGCGAAACCGACGCUCAUUGCGUCGCUACAUCGAUCGUUCGACGCGCGCCGCCAUGUUCUGCAGUGUGUGAAUGCAGUAACAGAGAAAAUGGGGAAGCCCCCCAUGACGUUGGUUGACCCUCCGGUGUACAUCCCCGAGUGGGCGUUGUGGACGACGACAGGAGGUGACCGCGCACAGCCACCCGCCGGUGCUGCUGCUGAUGGCGAUGAUGUCGACGAUGAUGACGUUGUUGAUGAUGAUGAUAACGGUGACGAUGAUGAUGAUGGUGACGACAACGAUGAUGAUGAUGACGAUGUUCAUGAUGAUGAUGACGAUCAUGAUGAUGACGAUCAUGAUGAUGACGGUGACGAUGAUGAUGGUGAUGAUGAAGAUGAUGAUGAUGAUGAAGAUGAUGAUGAUGAUGACGAUGAUGAUGACGAAGGUGGUGAUGGUGAUGACGACGAUGGUGGUGACGAUGUCGAUGUCGUCGAUGAUGAUGGGGAUAGGAGUUGGCAUGGCGUGUAAAUAGCGGUUGUGCGCGUUUCGUAGACUGUCUUCUACUUCCCUUGCGUCGAGUCGUUUCCUGUUGUAAAAGUGGUUACCGA